ACAUGCCUCAGCUGUGAGAGGCCCUACUUCCCUUGGCUGGCUGGCAUCCCAGAGCAGAGGCAGAGAGAGAGACGAGGUGCGUGAGCCCGAGGGUGAAGAGAAAGUUUAAGUGUAAAGUAGACUAGGAAGAAGCAAACAAGUGGUGGAGAAAGUUGUCUGAAAGAAAAGAGAAAGGAUUAAGGUCUGAUUUUUGAGCAGCGUGGCUCCUGCAGGUUGUGUUUCAGUAGUGUAUUUUUAUCUGUAGUGAGUGUGCGGGCGGUUUGUAUUUGGAGUGGACAGCCAUGGCGGAUACAGGUGUCAAGAAGGAGCACGCAGUCCUAGAAGUGCCGUACGAUGACGACGAAGUAGCUCUGGUGGGCGCUGCCACCGAGCCGGCGGCAGACGACGACGACCCUGCUGAGGAGGUGGACCUGGUGCUGGCCGCUGGCUCUGGAGGCAAGAGUGAAGCGCAGAUGAACGGGGUCAUGGUUCUGGCCCUGCUAGACAAGAUCAUCGGGGUGGUGGACCAGAUCCAGCAGACCCAGAACGGGCUCGAGGCCCGGCAGGAGGCCAUGGAGAAGUCAGUGUCGACCAUCCAAGGGGAGCUGGCUAAGUUGUCCAAGAACCACAUCGGCACAGCCAACACCGUCAACAAGAUGCUGGAGAAGGUCCGCAAGGUCAGCGUCAACGUCAAGACGGUGCGCAGCAACCUGGAGAAGCAGGCAGGCCAGAUCAAGAAGCUGGAGAGCAACGAGAACGAGCUGCUCAAGAGGCGCAACUUCAAAGUCCUCAUCUACCAGGACCAAGUAAAGCCAUCCAAAGCCAAGCCUGCAGAGACAGUCGUUGAAGGAAAAGCCGUGGAGGGCCUUGAGCAGAUUCCUGAGGAGGGACGAGAGGGACUCCCAGACAACAUCAAUUCAGAUGAGGAGGUGGAGAUUGAGGAGAUUAUCGAGGAGUCUCGCACCAAACGCCUCCAGCGCUCCACCAAGCAGCAAGUGGAUAACAUAAAGAAAGCCUUCUCCAAGGAGAAAAUGGAGAAGACCAAGCUAAAGACCAAGGAGAACUUGGAGAAAACCAAGCAGAGAACCCGCGAGAACCUGGAGAAGACAAGACAGAGAACACGUGACAACCUGGAGAAAACCAAGCACAGCCUGGAGAAGAAGAUAGGCAAGCUCGGGACCCGUAUGACCCCCAGCCAGGAGCGCAGGGUGAAGAUGAAGAGCUCCAAAGACAAGGUGAAGAAGUCCCUUACCCCUGACCACACGGUGUACGCUCGCUCCAAGACCACUGUGUACCGCGUGCCCCCCUUCACCUUCCACGUCAAGAAGAUCCGAGAAGGGGAGGAGGAGGUGCUGCAGAACACAGAGAUGGUGGAGGUGACCGAGGCCGAGGGCCAGCCAGGAGGAGAGGAGAACGGGCUGGGUGUCAACGUGGAGGUGGAGGAAGAGGAGCUGGUGAGUGUAGACAGCCCGGAGAUGGAGGCUCUUCUGGAGGUGACUGAGGACUCUCAGCUGGUCAGGGUGGAGCCAGGCCACUUAAAGAAGGCCCAAAGUGAAUAGAGCCUCCCAGCUGUGCAGGGCUGUGAAGGCAGAGAUAAAAGGAAGAAGACGGGAACCGAUUCUUAAAGAAUAAUGAGUCUAAUCACAAGGACACAACAUUAGUCGUAGGGACUCUCAAGACAUGAUCACAAUCUAUGACAUCGCAUUUGUUUUCUGUUCUCUUUUUAUUGUACCCAACAGGGAUGACUUUCAUAUUUGCUCCUCUUUGGCAUACAAACAAAAACAAAGCUAGCUUAUGAAACAUGCUGCAGGCUGGGCUGGUAAUCUUACACUUGUAUGUUUAUUCUAUCAUUGUUUAUUGUUGGUUUGGUAAAUUGACAUAUAAAGCUAUAAGGAAGAAAGGUAUAAAUAGUCUUUGCCGUUGAGAUGUAAUGUGUAAUAUAAUAUUUGCCAUGUAUGAUAUGCACAAGGUAAGGUAACAGGAAGUUGUUGGCAGGAUUUCUGUUUUAAUGGCUGGUUUUGGUGAUGUCAUGUGCAAAACAAAUGUGGGCAAAGAUUUUGGUCUACAGAAGAGAUGAAGACAGAGGAGGCAGGAGUAGAGGUUUUCCUUGUCUUAAAAGUUUACAGAAACAUUACCCCUGAUGUGCAAAAAGCAUGAGGGCACAAAGCUUGUUUACAGCAAGUCACUCAGGCUUUGUGCUUAAUGCUACAAUAUAAUGUUUCUCAAUUUAAAUGACAGAUGUAAAUGAAUAGAAAUAGAGUGUGAUGUCUGCUACAUUAUAUCUUGGACAUUUAAACACUGAGAAAUUCAACUAACUUGAGAGAAUAAUUUAAUAAUCAAGACCAGGUGUUUUACCUCCUUGAAACGCAAGUCAGGAUCCUGCAUGGACAUUUCUGUGCUUUCAUUAAAAAAAUAGCAAUAAAGGAUUAUGAAGCCUUAGAAGAAUCAGUAGUCCCCCACUGAGGUUAAUAAAUUAUGUGGGGAGAUAUCUCUAAUUUCUCUCUUCUCUAUUCUUGGUUCUAAUUGAUCACUCAUUUAAAAUUUAAGAUAGUAAAAUACUUAAAGUUGAUGUUAGUGAAAUUCAGGAUGAAACCUUUGUAUUAAACCGGGUUUAUCUGCAAUGCACACUUGAAAACACGGUCCGAUCACCUUUCACUGCAAUACAAUAUUUUGAUGUAUGUUCAUGCUAUUUUAGUGCAACUGGACAUGUUGUGCUCACCGACUUCCACAUAGAGGAGAAGAAAAACGACUGUGUCACCAUGGUCACAGCUCAUCACAGUACAUUUCCACAUCCCUAUUAAAUUUUCCCAAGGUAAUUGCAGGCAGAAAAAUGAUGGUCUAAAGAGCAAGAAGACAGUUUAAUGACUGACUACGUAACACGAUGCAAAUACCAUCCCAAAUUGUGGUAGUGAGAAGUUUUAGAAAUGGCAUGGCACUUUAUUAAAUGUCAGAACACCAGAACAGCGUGAUGCAGUCCAAGAACGUUUUGCAGAAACCAGGUGGAAAUGUUCACACUGAAGCUGUCUGACCUUAAUUCAGAAAUAAAUCCAUGUUAGUUAGAGAAGACAAUCGUGCAGGAUUAGAGGAAGCCAAAACAGUUGAAUUGUAAUUAGCUAAGCCUGAUGUAAACUGGCAUUUUCUAUCACUGCCACUUUGGUAAGACGAGCACACAAAGAUCUUCUUACAUUUUCCUCCUGAAAGACUGUGUGAUUUUGAUGUGGUGUAGGCAUGCAGAAGCCCACUGUGUAGCAUAGAGCACCAUUAAAAUAAUCAAUGGGCUGGGGAAUGCAAUUAAGGAGAGUGCUCCCUUUGAGCACUGAGCAGAGCAGAGAACAGGGUGAAGGAUAGAAAAUAAAGGAUGUGUGUCCGUGUCUGUGUGUCUGAGGGUGUGCGUGCGCAUGCUCGUGUGCGAGAUUGUAAAGAGUAAGUAUGUGCAUACCAUACGAAUCAACACUGACAUUUUUAUUUUAGCAUCAAGUGGAAAUUUCAUGGAGGCGCAUGAAUUACAGGCUUGUGAAAUCACAUAGACCUUUCACAGUAUCUUUUUUUAUAAAUUUUUGACAGAGCUAUCCUUAUUGUCUCAUCAAACAUCGAAACACUUGUAAGAUAUUGGUCCCAUUUUUAAAAAAAAAGUGUGUUUUUGCCACCAUGUAUAUUUUGCCUUGUUUUGGGCUACUGCUUAUUAAUAAAUGGAACCAGCCUGCUGUAAGCGUGAGUUGGGUCAUGUAUUGCUUAUAUUGAGACAUUUUCAUUUUGAAAAAUGAUCAGUUGCACUGCUGCAACAUAUAACUCUUGCCUUUUUCUGUAGUGUUUAAGGCCUUUUUUGCCUAUAAAUAAAAGCUGA
Molecule: messenger RNA, 3823 nt
Organism: Chelmon rostratus (copperband butterflyfish)
Lineage: Eukaryota; Metazoa; Chordata; Actinopteri; Chaetodontiformes; Chaetodontidae
Gene: cavin1a
Product: caveolae associated protein 1a
Exons: 2
Coding region: 282-1538 (418 amino acids)
Biological process (GO): termination of RNA polymerase I transcription; transcription initiation at RNA polymerase I promoter
Cellular component (GO): caveola; cytoplasm
Molecular function (GO): rRNA primary transcript binding
Source: RefSeq, a predicted model, not a curated record